This is a messenger RNA of Cylindrotheca closterium, 1992 nucleotides long. Lineage: Eukaryota; Bacillariophyta; Bacillariophyceae; Bacillariales; Bacillariaceae. The record is from the annotation of a GenBank genome assembly.
AUGAACAGCAACAAUAACGACGAGGUGCUCUUUGGAGACGCUGAUGAGAAAGCAAAGGCCAAGGCUUCCAGAGGCGGAUCGUCCAAGGCUUCUUCACCUGGUGCUGUUUCUAUGAGCGAUAGUAAAGAAACGAGCAACAAUAAAAGGAGCAGCCGAGGCUCCAAGAAACACAGAAGCAAAAGACACAAGGAUAAACAUUCCACUUCCAGUCGAUCUUCCAGCGGCAAAAGUAAGAAAAGCAGAAGCGUGGAUGAAACUUUGUACGGUAAUGACGACGACGAUGCCAAAGCAAAGGCCAAAGCUUCUGGAGGAAGAUCAAGAGCGGCCAAACCAGGUAUCGAACGGGUGGAAGAAUCAGCAGUACCCAAGCGUGGAGACAAAGGAUAUGUCGCGGAUCCUUUGUUCCGAGGAGAGAAUCAAAACAAAAGUCCCAAUCAUGCAGCAGUGGUCCAGAACAGUAGUAAUAGCGCUACUGCUGCCGGAAUCGUGGUGGAUGAGAAUGGUGUGCCCAAGGUAAAAGACAAUCCCAAAGAUAUGGACGCCCUGGCCAUGGGCGGCAAUUUUGUAGAAACUGACCCAGACGAAAGCAAGGAUAGCGAGAGGAGAAAUUCCAACAAAAAGUGGUUCAUCUUGGUUGCCGUCAUUCUGCUAGUACUUGUGGUUGCUGGUGUGGGAGCCUACUUUGCGCUCACAGGUGGCAACGACGAACAAGAACAAGUAGCACAAGAGAGGACAUCGGCUGUACCGUCAUCAGCACCUAUUGUCCCGUUGAAUGCCGCCCCAACCAUUUCGCCUAGUUGGCAAAUCAACGACAAUUGGCCUAGCAAAUCCGAUUGUGAUGCCAUUGCAACAAACGGAACCAUUGUCGGUGACGUCAAUAGUGAGACUGUUGAUACAUUUCGUAUCUCUUUCGAGGUUAAAAUGUCAAUGAAUGUGGCAAUGUCAGACUACUCGGCAACGGAAUUGGCCAUGGCUAUUCAAAAAUGGAUACUUCCUGCUCUUAUUGGAUGCGACGUCAACACCACUACGCGCCGAGAACUGUCUGAAGUGGCACGCACUGGAAUCAGAGGCUCCACCGAAAACCGGAAACUCGAGAGUGAAGAAUGGCAGCUCGCUAUCUCCAAUGCCUUUGUCAAAGGCAAGCGUAUGCCGAACCAGUCCUGUAGAGAAAAUGUUUCAAGUUGUCAAAUCGUCGAAAUGGAGCUAUACUUGUUCCUUAAGGACGUAAUCGGAGAUCUGAGCGCUCGAGUUCGACAGGAAUUUGAAAGCGGCACCCCUUUGAUAGACGUGUUGCACUUGGACGAUCCCUUCGUUUCAGUGGAACUCGUCGAUUUGUCUGUUUUGGAGUUUGCGGAUGCACCUACUGAAUCGCCAAGCAAGAGUCCUGUAAUACCAGUGAAUCAAUCUCCAACCGCUGCUCCGGCUUCAGGAUCCACUCCUCCACCGGUAGCGGAUCCUACGUUAUCCCCAAUCACCUCACCGGAUGCAAACCCAACGGAAGCACCCGUUCAAGAGCCAACCGAGACACCAGUUCCAGAGCCAACAGAGGCACCCGUUGCCACACCAACGGAGACACCAGUUGUGCCACCUACCGAAGCACCCGUCGUGGUGCCCAACGAGGUGCCGGUUUCAUCUCCCACGUCGGCACCGACUAAGGAACCAUCCCCGCUACCGACACCAGGGCCAACACCCAUACCAACCCCAUCUCCCACCAAGGCACCGACUAAACCUCCAACACAAGCACCAACAAAGCCGCCGACAAAAGUGCCUACAAAUACUCCUACUCCAGCACCCACUCCAGCACCCACUCCAGCACCCACUAAUGCGCCUACUCCACCACCCACUCCACUACCAACAAGAGUUGGUCUUACAGAUAACAUCCCCAUUGGAGGGGACAACGGCGGUUUACCCGGUCUUGGUCCCGGUCCAGGGGGGCAAGGUGGCCAAGGUGGUCAGGGUGGUAGUCGUAUCCCGGGCGGGGGGCUCCGGUAG